Aspergillus ochraceoroseus IBT 24754 is the source of this 2631-nucleotide messenger RNA. RefSeq lists its product as uncharacterized. Bases 1 to 2631 code for a protein of 876 amino acids. The record is from RefSeq and is a predicted model, not a curated record. The transcript has a single exon. NCBI's taxonomy places the organism in Eukaryota, Fungi, Ascomycota, Eurotiomycetes, Eurotiales, Aspergillaceae.
AUGUUCUGGAAAAUGAUUGGGAGAGAGAAGAAGAAGACUGAUGAGGGGAUCCGGAACGAGAUGAAGGAAUUCACCCAACUUCCUCAAGAAGACCUGGAAAGCACUAUUCGAGGCCUUCGAAACACUAGUCCUGCUGUUAACAGCGAUGACUACUACGCCAUAUUUUUGAAAUGCAAGGAAGAAGGACUGUAUCGCCAUAAAUCGAGACGAUCCCAGACCGUGUCCCAUCUUCGUUGCCUUAUCCAGAUAGACAAGGCAGCCGCUGAAGGUGUACUCCCGUACACAGUGCCCCCUGACAACAUUCUACAUGCGCUGGAACGCUUGCUUGCCCAAGAUGUCAUUACGAGACAGGUUACAACAGUUGCAGCAUUUCGUUUUGUUACCGGCUGCGGCCAACAUAUCGCAAGCCAACAUUGGCGACCCGAAGUAUCAGUAAUCGAAAUGGUUAUCUCCGCCCAGACAGCUGGCCACAUAUCAGAAAAAGCAGCGAGACUCGCCCAAAACGCUUAUUUCUUGCUUCUGGGGCCUGAAGAAGUGAGUUGGAUCCAGCAAAAAGAGGGAACACCCGAAAAUGAGAAUGGGGUCUUAUUUGAGACCGCGCAGAAAGAAGGACUCGGGAGUGUCAAUGUCGCUUUGAUGCGGCAGUGGAAGCCAAUCCCGCGAGAUACCAUCCAAGAUAUCAUUGACAAGGGAUAUGGCCACACCUUGCAAGAGGCCAAGAACGAGUAUGAUGCGAGACAGCUGAUGCGAAAGCAUGGCGUAGACCGUAAGGACGCUAAGGGCGCCCUGGAAAAGUUCAACGGUGAUCUCAACAAGGCAGACCCGGCGUGCGAAGAGCUUGCAGAGGCAGCAAGCAAGAACCUCCAGAUUUCUCCAGUUGUCUCUACAAGAGACACACGUAGUGCUCCGAACGUGACGGAAAAUACUCGGGUUGUCGCUGUACUCGGAAUCGAUGAAGGGCCUAAUGAUCAGAAUGCCGCGAGCCCAUCACUGGGCGAUGGGUGGAUGGUUUCCGAUUUUUAUCUCUGGCUCAGCGUUCUAGAGGGAAUGGGGAAAACACAGGCAUGGAUCACUUGCUUAGAGCCUGACUAUCUCCUGGAUAAGUAUGGGCGGGAAAAUAAGGUCACUGUGGAAGGCAUCGAGGGUGACAGAUCAGUACUCAAACCGGUGCAAACCAAAUGGGCCACAGGAUUCAUUCACGGAGAUCCUUUCGAGGAACGCAAAGUGGUUCUUGAUGAUGCCCUGCUUCCAAGAAUCCGUGAUCGAGUGACUAUUGGGCCAAAAGGUACAGCCCUUUGCGACUUCUUUCUGAAUCGCUUGGAACAAACGGUCAAAGACGCUGGUCUAUGCGGAGACCGAGUUUUGAUCAUGAUAUUUUCACCUGGGGACUACUAUGACACCAAUGGUGGGCUCCUCGUUGGUAUUUCUCCGUUGGACAGUGGGGAGGAUAUCGGAAAUGCUGUUAUUCGGCCGGAACACAUCACUUCCAUUCUUGCUAAGUACCCUAAUGUUAAAUUAACUAUUUACAUGACCUCAUGCUACUCCGGCCAUUGGAUCGAGACAGUCGAGUUCCAAGGAGCACAGCUUAAGCCAGUGGUUUUGGCAGCCGCGAAGCGCAACGAAGAGUCCUUUGGCUUUGUGUGGUCACACUCGCAACGCCACGCAGGUGGCCUCUGUUCGGCGACAACGAUCACAGAGCUCUAUCAAGAGCCAGCAACCCUUCCAGAAGAUGCUAGUCAAGAUACCGCGCGUGAGUAUCGUAAGCUCACAACACAAAUGACUGCUGAAAUAAACCGAUUGUGUCUCCCAGCAAAUAUAACCACGUUCUAUGGAUCCUCUCCAGUAUUUAGUGAUCGGGAGUCACAAGAGAAGUUCUGGCGGAGAACCGGCUACAAUCUGUAUGACUAUCAAACCAACUUUGAUAGACUUCAGACCAUACCACCGUCCGAUCCCCACCCUAAGCGGGAUCGAAAACGGUCCAGUGCGGACUCCAUCGAUGGGACCCAUCCGGAUAUCCUGGCAUGGGAGCAACGCCAUCCAGGCGUUAUUGAUGAGGAUUACCCAGAAGCGACUGGGGGAUAUGGAGCGACCAGCCGUGGGCUGGUUGCUCCCCACUCAAUGCGAUAUCUUAUCAAUCAAUACUUGAAGGCCAAGCCUCGCCUAGAGGCCCCAGAACACCGAGCGCUGUGGGCCCGGUGGCGUAUGUAUAUCAAGGGCCAGCUAAGCCAUGAGCAAAAGGUUACCCUGCGAAGGGAGCUCCUGGCGUGCGUGCAAAUGAAUACAAUGGUCAACCAGUAUACAAAGAUCCUUGGCCUUUAUAAGCUCGCCAAUAUUGAAUCCUGGACCCUGGCUUCUACGGCUCGAGAAUACGAUCGGGACACCUUCGGCGACAUCUCGGAUACGAUUGCCCGAUCUCGCCUCCUACACAUUAAACCCCCUAACAAACGAAGUGUUCACUACCAUCGAAAGCCAUCUCAGUACCUCGCAGCAUCAAUGCUGCUUGCGGGGUACAAUAAGUGGGAUGUGGAGGAAGCCAUCGCCAAACUCUGGCGUCUUCGGAAAUCAGGCAAGAUUAUGGACCCAAUCUCUGCUGAUUACCUGCGUUCUAUUCGAUACUCAAGGAAUACUUGA